Molecule: messenger RNA, 1299 nt
Organism: Rhododendron vialii
Lineage: Eukaryota; Viridiplantae; Streptophyta; Magnoliopsida; Ericales; Ericaceae
Exons: 8
Coding region: 385-999 (204 amino acids)
Cellular component (GO): AP-5 adaptor complex
Source: RefSeq, a predicted model, not a curated record
CUUUCCCGCUGGUUCGAUCUGCAACCUCUCUCUCUCUCUCUCUCUCUCUCUCUCUCUCUCUCUCUCUCUCUCAAUUACAGGAGCUGUACUCUCCCGAUUCCAUCGCUAGGAAAGAAGACAAGCCAUUCUGAUUCGGUUAGAAAAAUGGUCGAACGAGACAAAGAGUGGGAUUUACACUUCAGGACCCUAUAUAUCUUCUAUGGCCAGAGAUUCCAAUUUUGCCAGCGAUCCUGCUUCCGAUCCUUCACUGCUCAAAUUCGGUGAAGAAGCUUCACGAACUGUGUAAAGCUGAGAAUUCUGAAGAUUUGAUAGCUAGGGUUUAUCCGCAGCUGAACAAGAUUUUUCAGCGCUCAGUGGCUUCAAUUUCUCAGUCUCGAACUUCUAAUGGUCUUCUAUUACUUGGCUAUACUUCAAUUUUUCCUUGAUUUUGGAGAGGUCGUUUUGCAUGAUGCUGAUCCUAGUCUGAGUACUUUCUUUCGUUCCUGCUCGAGCCGAGAGUUUGCAGACGCAGUUGUUGCAGAGGCAACACUUGAGUUUCUGAAUCUGAACAAGAGAAAACUUCUCACUUCUUUCCCUACACUACUCCCUCAGUUUUUUCCAUUAAUGCUUAAGCUCAUUGCAUGGAAUGGAGAGAAAUUAGAAAAAUUAUUCCUAACAGUGUUUCCAUCGUUGAUGUCGCCUGGGUCAUUUCUUCCUCUAUUCCCAUCUCUCGUUGACUUACCAAUAUUGGUAGUGGCAUUGGAAAAGGUUGAACGGAGCUCAGGAUCACUGAUUGGCAGCAGCAUAGCUUCACUCCAGAAGAGUGCGGCUCCUGAGAUGCUGCUUGCACUCAUGGAUGAAGCGUACACUGGAUCAACCAUAGGGGAUGAAGGACCAGACUUUGAAUCUGAAGAUAGCAAUACGAUGGCUGUAGCUGAUCCAUUGUUUCUUGAGCUCCUUAAAGAUGAGAAUGAUGGCCUUGCUGUAUUCCCCUUCCAUAGUAGCUUCAGGCCUUUGUAAUAUCCAUAUCCCUGUUGAUGUAGAGUCGGAAAACAUUAAAGCUAAAGAAUUGGAGGUUUUAUGAGUAAAAAAAUUACUACCUCAAAAUUGCAAUGAAUAUGUUUUGGAGAUAUUCCAGACCAGACUAUUCUCUAAAACCAAUCAUCUUUCCAAAGAGAUAUACUGCUUCAAUCCAUGACAUGAUUUCCAUUUCUACCCUCUCAAUCACAACAGUACAAACGGUCAGCAAAGUGGGCUUCAAUUAUAUGGUCCCCUUAUGCAGGACUUUCAAACAAUGGAAACUAUUUCGAGCUAUGUCCU